Owenia fusiformis is the source of this 2026-nucleotide messenger RNA. The record is from the annotation of a GenBank genome assembly. Lineage: Eukaryota; Metazoa; Annelida; Polychaeta; Sabellida; Oweniidae.
CUAAUUGUGAUAUGAAACAAGCUCACUGGCUGCAGUUCAGAUAAAAUCCAAAAUAAGAAGACAGAGUAAAAAGAAACAACAAUAAAUUAAGGUAAAUACGUUGAAUAGAUUAUAAAGUAAUAUAAUUGUUGUUCUUCAAAAUUAUAAAGUAUUCACAUUCUACAAAACAACAGGACUUUAUUCACUGAAGAAACUGAAAUCUGAUGAACCAUUAUUGAAAGUAAUAGAUCGGGAUUUUGAAGAAAUGGAUGAAAAUUCAACACAAGAACACAAUGUGAGCCGCCACAUGUACACCUGGCAGAAUGAACCGGACACAAGUGCAGUCCAAAUUGGACUAAUGAUAGUCGUUGCAGUCAUCUUUAUUUUCAUAAUUCUUAACAAUGGAUUGCUAGUAACAGUGGUGCUAAGGCAUAAGCACUUACAGACCCCUCCAAAUAUAAUAGUCUUAAACAUAGCGAUAGCCGAUCUUUUCCAAGGUAUAUUUGGAAUACCAAUACGGGAAAUGAUGACAUAUGAAUAUGACAUUGCAAGAGAUAUUACGCUUGGAAUAGUUGAUAAAAGAUACGUCUGCUUUUUGAGAGUAUUUUUAACGCUCUUGGGAACGGGUGGCGCUCUGUUCCUGUUUGUUGCUCUUGCGAUAGAGAGAUUUGUUGCGAUCGUGUUGCCGUUUCGUUACGAUCGUUGGAUGUGUAAAAGCAACACUAUCAUCCUCAGUCUGAUGUCCUGGGCUUUGCUCCUCGCUAUUACCAUUCCUGCAUUCUUUGGUUGGAACAGAUGGGAUGUGAACAUCCAAUGCUCGGUACAGAAUACAUUGCAUAAACUUCACAACUCUGUCAUCCUGAAUCCACUGAUCUACGCUUGCCUGGCUCUCACCGCCGUGCUGUAUGGUAAAAUAUUCUGGGUUGCGAAGUCAAAGCGCGCACAGAUUGUAGCCCAAAUUCAAGCCGUGGACCAUGCCAAAGCUGUGGCAUAUAAACGGGAUUUCAAGAUUCUCAAAACUGUUGUAAUAAUCUUGGGACUUUUCAUAAUAUCAUGGAUUCCGUUACUUUUUGUAAGAAUGGUUCUUACACGCACAAAUCUUGAUUCUGCUACAAUGAUUAUUUUGACUAAUAUCACAUUCAAAAUCGUGUUGGUGAAAUCUGCAAUUAAUCCAAUGAUAUUUUGUGAGAAAGAUCGGAGGCUACGAAUGGCUGUAUUGAAGCUGUUGCGUCUACACAGGCAGGAUGACCAUGACAUAUUUACAUCUGAAAGAUCAACAAACAAAUCGUGCGAGUCCAACGCCACUAAGGGGACUAAUGGAUUAGAUAUCAGCGAAUUGUCAAACAGAGAUAAUACUGAGAGACAUGGAGAGAAUUCGGGAACAUGUUCCAGAACAUUAGACCAAACGGAGAAAAAGAUGACGCAUACAAACAUCACCACACCAGCUGAAGAGAAACAAGAGACUUCUGAUUUAAACUCACGACACAUCUGAAACUUGGUUCUGUCGGUUAAUUGAUACCACGAUAUGUCAGGCCAGAGACUCGGGUCAGGCUUAAUGUUCACUGUUUUGAAUUUGGGUCAAAAGUUAAAGCUCGUUAUUAUUAAAAUCAAUGUAACAUAUUUGCAGGUUGUAGUGGCUAUGACCCCCAAGAGGGAGUAUUAGGUGCCACAUUAUGGUAUGAUUUGUGAAAUAUUAUAAGAAGUGUACGUGUAAAUUGUGUAAAGUAUGAUAUUGUACAUAAUUGAGAAAAAACUGAUUUAAUGGAAAUACAAUAGCCGAUGAUGUUCGAUUAAUUGAUAAUAACUUGUUUGAAUCUAAUUGAACGAUAUUACAUAAAGGUUGAAAUGCAAUUAAAACAAAUCAAUGUGUGACAUCCCAUUUCCCUAAUGACGGUAAGGACAUGUCAAAAUCCUCAGGUCUGACUGAUGAAAUAUCAUGUUACAUAUCAGAAUCGAAUGAAGAUGAAAAUAUAUUAAUCUUACGUGACCUCAAUGGUAAAAUUGAACAAUUUUGAAAAUCGAGUACAAAAAGCCCAAAUGGUGAUCA